GGUGGCUCCUCAGACAAGAUGCAGCCCUCAAGUGCCGACCUAUUGGUCGGCAGCCGUGGAGUCGAGCUUUCAGAUCGCUGGACGGAUGGUUUCGAUAUCUGCUACAUCUUGGCCGUCACGAAACGCCGCACGAUGGUUGGGUAGUACGGGAAAUCAACCUGCCGGUACUCAAAUCUAACGUUCCAUCACACGCAUUGUUGUAGCAUCACGAGCGACUAGGCUCUCACUGCUGGGUGGGAGAGAUGAAGAUCAGCCACACUCGUCCAGGGCAGCCACUGAAAAGGGCAGUUGGACAAGUUGAAGGUGGAAGGGUCGCUGGGCCAGCAGUAGAGCCCCAAUUAAGCAAUCACCUUUAUCCUUCCGCCGCCUGCACCCACCAAUCAACACGGCCACCCGCGCCGCUAUCGAGAGAUUGGAAACUUCCCCUCAGCCCUGUUCAACCAGCGAGGCUUGUCCGAAUUUGGGAGUCCGUUAUGGAACCCACAAGGAAGCCCACAGAUGGCGGGCAGGCAAAAAUGGCGUCCGACAUCGUGUUGGCCAGGCCAGCUUGGCUUUGGUUUAGACUCGCCCUUUUCCCUGACCAAUCCGGGCGGACGAGGACCACCGUCCGUAUUAGUGAUUUGCCAUUAAUUGGUGCCGCAAUCCAACCCUGAGCGUUGACAGGUUGUUCCCCACGGCCUUCGGACCACACCAUGAGGGCAAUAAGGGACGUUUG
Messenger RNA from Ilyonectria robusta, 715 nucleotides. RefSeq lists its product as uncharacterized. The record is from RefSeq and is a predicted model, not a curated record. NCBI's taxonomy places the organism in Eukaryota, Fungi, Ascomycota, Sordariomycetes, Hypocreales, Nectriaceae. The coding region runs from base 243 to 653 and encodes 136 amino acids. The transcript has a single exon.